GGCGACUGUGUUUCUGGCCGGCCGGAGCUCGGACUGUCGGGCCCGUCACGCUCCUGCCUCUGCCUCGAGGCCGGCCAGCAUGGACACAUUUGGUACCGACGCGGACGCGGCGUCUCAUUGGCCGGACUGGCCGGCCCGCCCGACCGGUGGGACUCGAGCCGAGCUCGACUGCGCAACACCUCCGCGCCCCUCCUCGACGGACUCGUCGGCGUCGCGGCGUCCAAGAGCCGAUCCGUCGAGCUGGACGACGCCGGUCAGCUGACCGGCUCCAGAGCCAGUCUCUCCGUCGACAACUCGUCGAACGACGGCGACGGCGACGGCGACGGCGACGGCGAGGCGAGGCUGCCGGCGGCCAAACUGGCCGGUCGGGCGAUCUCGGCGAGUCGGUUCAACUUGAACCAGAUCUCGUUGGGCCUCGUCGCGGCGCUGCACGACCGUUGCCGCGGCAAGUCGCUCAACCUGCCCGUGAACACUUGCAUACACUGUCUGUUGCUGGAGCAACAGCAACAGACGCGCCUGCUCCGGCAACGCCUCAACAUGUACACCAAAUCGGCCGCCGCCGACUCGGUCGACGAGAGUCGCCUAAGACACCAGCCCGCCCGACAGACGCGUCUACGUCCGCGAGUCUCGCCGAAGCGUGUCAGCCGGUCGACCGACUCGCUCAACGUCGACGUCGCCAGUCGGCGUCGUCUUGCGCCCCUCGAGCCGGUCGGCCCGACCGCGUCGCCGUCGCCGUCACCGUCGUCGUCGGCGUUCGCGCACAACCGCCGGCCGGCCAGUCGAAGUCCUCUCGCCGUCGCCUUGGUUCGUGCCGCCUCAGCAACUGCCCACUGGGCCUCGAUUGCCGCCACCACCUCCGCGUCCGCCUACCACAACCUGCCCUCCAACCUCAACGGCGCCAACGGCGACGGCGACGGCGACGGUACCAGGUCGCAGCCCUGCUUGGCCUCGGAGGCGUCGGCUCGGCGACGUCUGAUCGACUCGACGGCCCAUCUCUGCUCCGUUUCACCGUCUUUCUCCAAAUGCCUCGUCGUCAUGACCAGCCCCGGCGGUCGUCGCCUUUCCGCCUCCACGUCGACCAGCAGCCUCAACGUCACCUCUUCGGCUGCGGCCACAGCCAAUCCGACGCAGGACACGUCUGACGAGGUCAACGUCGACUACGGCGACGAUGGCGACGUCUCCUCUUGCAGCUCACUCCGUCGGCCGCACUCGCUUUCUCGAACCGCCUUUGUCGACGGGAUCGGACGUCGAAACUCCUCGCCCUCGCCCUCGUCCUCCUCUUCCUUCAGCUCCUCCUCUUCCUCCUCCUCCUCCUCCUCCUUCUGUCCCUCCUCCUUCUCCUCCUCGUCGUCGUCCUCCUUCUUUCCGACUCCAUCGUCGACUCGUCAAUUCCUCCUGUUGCGUCGCAGUCGUCGUUGUCGUCGCCGUCGUCAUAGUCGUCGCCUUGGCGCCACGGACCAUCCUCCGCAAUCGGCGCUCUCAAUCGGCAUGUCGUCAACCGACCGUGGCGUCAGAGGCAGCCAGACUCGCUCUCAGUCGGCCGACGACCAAUCGGUCAGACGGUCGUCAACGCGACGAGCCAAAAUGAGUCCCACGAGUCCCGCCAGCCCCGGCCUCGACGGUCUCGAGCCGCCGGCGCAGGCGGGACCAACUUUCCGGUCGAGUGGAGCUCGUGUCCUGCCGCAAUUGGUCAAACCGAAGCGUCACUUUCUUCACGUGCCCUCGACGCCGGAAACGCGUCGCGGUUCCUUCAGUCCCGACGAACAGCCGACUCCCGUCGCCUCGAGUCCCGCACCGUCCGAGGCGCGCGACAAGCCUCGAGCCGUCUCGCUUGACGUCACCUCGCCGGUUCGUCUGACCGACUCGACAAAAGCGUCGUCUGGACGACAAUCCUCGGUCGGAUUCGAUGCCGAUGAGUCGACGCCAGGUUGGGCGGUAAGAAGGGGUCAUCGACGAAAGCGGACCAACGUCUAUCCUCUGCCUUUCGGAGGUGACGAUUUAUCCGAGCUCCGCCGGCCAUUUUCACCCGCUUCUGUACCUCGAUUUGACGUAGAAACGGAAACAAUGUGA
Protopolystoma xenopodis is the source of this 2070-nucleotide messenger RNA. Lineage: Eukaryota; Metazoa; Platyhelminthes; Monogenea; Polystomatidea; Polystomatidae. The record is from the annotation of a GenBank genome assembly.